UAUUGUGUAAAUUUGACGUUCAGUCUCCGGAUUACGCAUCUCACCGACAAUAUCUAAUUUUAAAAAUGAGUAACUACUCGGAAUUUUUAAAAAAAGUGUUUAGUGAUAUUGGUCAGCGUUCGGCCUAUUCGCAAAUGUUAAUUGGAGUGACUUCAGGAUGGGCCACAGGAUUCACAACAAUGAAGGUUGGCAAAUUUGCAGCUUUUGCUGUCGGCGGCAGCAUUAUUUUACUUGAAAUUGCGCACCAAGAAGGACUUAUUAAAAUAAAUUGGACAAAGUUGGAUAAGACCGUUGAUAAGCUGGCCGACAAAGUGGAAUCUUCUUUAGGCCGUGAGAAAAACUGGAAAGAUAAGACCGAAAGAUAUGUCGACAACCAACUGGAUAGGGCGGAAAGCUUGUUAACCAGAAACAGCAAGAAAGUGUCCAAGUGGUAUACCAAGCUAAUUGGCGACGAACAGGGCCCGAAAGUAAACGAUCUGCACAUAUUUUUGGCAUCAUUUUUCGGGGGCGUGGCCCUUGGAAUUGCAACUGGAUAAUUUAAUUGUCAAUGGCACAAAAACAUUUAAAUACCAUAUGGUUAUUACGAACAAAUCUCACUAAAUAAAGUUACAAAAAAAAAAUAAUAUAAAGGAA
This is a messenger RNA of Drosophila gunungcola (fruit fly), 633 nucleotides long. Its product is annotated as FUN14 domain-containing protein 2. Lineage: Eukaryota; Metazoa; Arthropoda; Insecta; Diptera; Drosophilidae. Bases 66 to 536 code for a protein of 156 amino acids. The record is from RefSeq and is a predicted model, not a curated record. Gene Ontology annotation, biological process: autophagy of mitochondrion. The transcript has 3 exons. Gene Ontology annotation, cellular component: mitochondrial outer membrane.